This is a messenger RNA of Panthera uncia (snow leopard), 3215 nucleotides long. RefSeq names its product mediator complex subunit 16 (gene MED16). Gene Ontology annotation, molecular function: protein binding. The record is from RefSeq and is a predicted model, not a curated record. Gene Ontology annotation, biological process: positive regulation of DNA-templated transcription. The transcript has 15 exons. Gene Ontology annotation, cellular component: mediator complex. Bases 201 to 2687 code for a protein of 828 amino acids. Lineage: Eukaryota; Metazoa; Chordata; Mammalia; Carnivora; Felidae.
AGUCGCCGCCGUCCCAGAAGCCUCUGGGAAGCGGCCGCGCUGCGCGGGCGACUCGUUGGUCCCGGGGAAGAUGGCGGCGCCGGAACCGGGGAGCUAGAGAGACUCGGGGCCGCGGCCGCCUGCUCAGCUUGGCGCCUGGGCCGGCCUGCCCCAGGAGCUGGUGACUGUCCUCGGGGUGUGACCUGUGGCCUGUGGGCACAAUGGAUCUGGCUUACGUCUGCGAGUGGGAGAGAUGGCCCAAGAGUACCCACUGUCCGUCGGUGCCUCUGGCCUGUGCCUGGUCCUGCCGUAACCUCAUUGCCUUCACCACCGACCUUCGAAAUGACGACCAGGACCUCACCCGCAUGAUCCACAUCCUGGAUACGGAACACCCCUGGGAUGUGCACUCCGUCAACUCAGAGCACAGCGAGGCCAUCACCUGCCUGGAGUGGGACCAGUCAGGCUCCCGGCUCCUGUCGGCUGAUGCUGACGGGCAGAUCAAGUGCUGGAGCAUGGCCGACCACCUGGCCAACAGCUGGGAGAGCUCUGUGGGCAGCUUGGUGGAGGGGGACCCCAUCGUGGCGCUGUCCUGGCUGCACAACGGGGUGAAGCUGGCAUUGCACGUGGAAAAGUCGGGCGCCUCCAGCUUCGGCGAGAAGUUCUCCCGCGUCAAAUUCUCGCCGUCCCUCACACUGUUCGGCGGCAAGCCAAUGGAGGGCUGGAUCGCAGUGACGGUCAGCGGCCUGGUCACCGUGUCCCUGCUCAAGCCCAGCGGGCAGGUGCUGACGUCAACGGAGAGUCUGUGCCGGCUGCGCGGCCGCGUGGCCCUGGCGGACAUCGCCUUCACGGGCGGUGGCAACAUCGUGGUGGCCACCGCGGACGGCAGCAGCGCCUCCCCCGUGCAGUUCUACAAGGUGUGCGUGAGCGUGGUCAGCGAGAAGUGCCGCAUCGACACCGAGAUCCUGCCCUCGCUGUUCAUGCGCUGCACCACCGACCUCAACCGCAAGGACAAGUUCCCCGCCAUCACCCACCUCAAGUUCCUGGCCCGUGACAUGUCAGAGCAGGUGCUCCUGUGUGCGUCCAGCCAGACGAGCAGCAUCGUGGAAUGUUGGUCUCUGCGGAAGGAGGGGCUUCCCGUGAACAACGUCUUCCAGCAGAUCUCGCCUGUGGUUGGUGACAAACAGCCCAUGAUUCUCAAGUGGCGGAUCCUGUCGGCCACCAACGACCUGGACCGCGUGUCUGCCGUGGCGCUGCCUAAGCUGCCCAUCUCGCUCACCAACACUGACCUGAAGGUGGCCAGCGACACCCAGUUCUACCCCGGCCUCGGGCUGGCCCUGGCCUUUCACGACGGCAGCGUCCACAUUGUGCACCGGCUGUCGCUGCAGAGCAUGGCCGUCUUCUACAGUUCUGCGGCCCCGCGCUCCGCGGACGAGCCGGCCAUCAAGCGCCCGCGGACCACCGGCCCCGCCGUCCACUUCAAGGCCAUGCAGCUCUCCUGGACGUCUCUGGCCCUGGUCGGCAUCGACAACCACGGGAAGCUGAGCAUGCUUCGCAUCUCGCCCUCCAUGGGCCACGCGCUGGACGUGAGCCUGGCCCUGCGGCACUUGCUCUUCCUGCUGGAGUACUGCAUGGUGACCGGCUACGACUGGUGGGACACCCUCCUGCACGUGCAGCCCGCCAUGGUGCAGAGCCUGGUGGAGAGGCUGCACGAGGAGUACACGCGCCAGAACGCGGCCCUGCAGCAGGUCCUGUCCACCCGGAUCCUGGCCAUGAAGGCCUCGCUGUGCAAGCUGUCGCCCUGCACAGUGGCCCGCGUGUGCGACUACCACGCCAAGCUCUUCCUCGUGGCAGUCAGCUCCACGCUCAAGUCCCUCCUGCGCCCACACUUCCUCAACACGCCCGACAAGAGCCCUGGCGACCGGCUGACCGAGGUCUGCGCCAAGAUCACGGACGCCGACAUCGACAAGGUCAUGAUCAACCUCAAGACGGAGGAGUUCGUCCUGGACAUGAACACGCUGCAGGCGCUCCAGCAGCUCCUGCAGUGGGUGGGCGACUUCGUGCUCUACUUGCUGGCCAGUCUGCCCAACCAGGGCUCCCCGCUGCGGCCGGGACACAGCUUCCUGCGGGACGGCGCCUCGCUGGGCAUGCUGCGGGAGCUGAUGGUCGUCAUCCGGAUCUGGGGCCUGCUGAAGCCCAGCUGCUUGCCCGUGUACACGGCCACCUCAGACACCCAAGACAGCAUGUCCCUGCUCUUCCGCCUGCUCACCAAGCUCUGGAUCUGCUGCCGUGACGAGGGCCCCACGAGUGAGCCGGACGAGGCGCUCGUCGACGAGUGCUGCCUGCUGCCCAGCCAGCUGCUCAUUCCCAGCCUGGACUGGCUGCCCGUCAGCGACGGCCUCGUCAGCCGCCUGCAGCCCAAGCAGCCUCUGCGCCUGCAGUUCGGCAAGGCCCCCGCCCUGCCUGCCUGCGCCACCGUGCAGCCCGACGGCCUCAGCAGGGCGCCGGGCCAGCCCAAGAUCGACCACCUGCGAAGGCUGCACCUGGGAGCCUACCCCACGGAGGAGUGCAAGGCCUGCACCCGGUGUGGCUGCGUCACCAUGCUCAGGUCACCCAAUAAGACCACGGCCGUCAAGCAGUGGGAACAGCGCUGGAUCAAGAACUGCCUGUGCGGGGGGCUCUGGCGGCGGGUGCCCCUCAGCUACCCCUGACCGGGGGCCCCCCGGGCCCUCUCGGCGACAGAACGUUCCACACACACCCCGACCUUCAUCGGGUACAUCAAGAAACGGGCAUCCUUGAAGCACUGCCUUCCGGGCCUUAUCGGCCAAGGUCGUGUCCCGUCAACGGACGGGGCAGGGGUGGACGCGGCCUGAAGCCGCGAGUUGGUGCCUGUCGGCCCAGCCGGGACUGCUUUCUGUCCCUCAGAGCCUAGCGGUGGUUCCAGGAGGAGGGCCGGCCCCCUGUCCACGUGCCCCAGGCGGCCACCGAGACACCUGUGGGUCUCACGGCUUCACGUAGUGUCCUCCUUGGACCCCCAGUGGCCCCUCCGGAGGCCCCAGGUCCUGGCUCGGAGGGUCCAGAGUGGCCCGGGGUCUCUGUUCUUUAGAACGUCCCCCCGUGAACUUGUCUAGUGUCUGGGUGAGUACUGCCCAUGACACCUGCCUCAGUGUCCUCCCUGUUCCUGUCCGUGCGUCCGCGUGGUUCUGACGUCAGCAGGUCCAAUAAAUGUCCUGCCAGGU